Cephus cinctus (wheat stem sawfly) is the source of this 485-nucleotide messenger RNA. RefSeq names its product vacuolar protein-sorting-associated protein 36-like. The transcript has 2 exons. Lineage: Eukaryota; Metazoa; Arthropoda; Insecta; Hymenoptera; Cephidae. The coding region runs from base 54 to 485 and encodes 143 amino acids. The record is from RefSeq and is a predicted model, not a curated record.
ACGAAAUUUUGUAUGUUACAGACGAUUUUGGACUAAAAGAUAAAGACCUGCCAAUGGAAAUUCAAAUGAUUGGUCAGGGUGUCCAUCCUGACCAAGAAAAUAGAGAGCCUGGUCAGGAUCGACAUCCUGACCAGAGCCAUCAUAAUAAAGAUGAGGAAAAUAAUAACGAACAACAAAAUCCUCAGGGGGGGCAGGCCGCCUCUCCCCCCAUAACGAAACGUUUUGAGGCCCUGGAGCAGCAGGUGUCUGCUAUGCACGAACUGCUCCAGGGUCUUGCUGCUGCAAAUCCUGCUGCAACACGAAAAAGAGGUGGCGGGAAAAGCAAAGAGCGAUGGUAUUUCCGCCACCGACAACAACAACAGCAGCAGGGAGGAAACCAGCAGCAGCAACAACAACAGCAACAACGAGGCCGUGGGAGAGGCGGUAGGCCCUCCCGAGGAAAUAGAAGAGCGACGACUAUCGUCGUGAAAAACUAUUACGGAUGA